AUGCAGCCCUUGAGCCUCCCGGGUGCUCGGUCACCGUGCCGGAGCGGGCGCGGGCAGAAUAGCUGCCGCCUACCGCUGGGCUGCCUCUGAACAGGAAGCAGUGCCCGGGCCGUGGAGGCCCGCCCCCAUGUAGCGACGAGCCCGCCAGCCUCAGGGACACGAGCGGGGGGGCGGGGGAGGCUGAGAGGGCGGGGAAGCGUGAUGGCUGGCAGAUGAAGCUGCAACUCUGCGGCUGCUCAGAAGCAGCUUCGCCAUGCAGCUGCAGCAUCCAUGUUGACGGCCAAAAGCGGAAGUCGUUAGACAGAGCGGAAGGGGAGCCUGCAGGGAGCCGCCAGAUAG
Castor canadensis (American beaver) is the source of this 339-nucleotide messenger RNA. NCBI's taxonomy places the organism in Eukaryota, Metazoa, Chordata, Mammalia, Rodentia, Castoridae. The record is from RefSeq and is a predicted model, not a curated record.